GGAGACAUAAACUUGUAUGAAACAAAAGAUUAUGUUAACAAUAACAAAGUUAAGCGAGUGAAUCAAUAUAACGGAACACUGUUACUUAAAACAGACGAGCCAACAAAAUGUCGGACUUCUCGGGAAGGCUAUUUUACUGAUUACAGUUUACAGUUACAAGGUGUUGGCGAAAUUAUACUUUCCAUCGUGUUCGUACUAAUUUUAUGUAUAGGUGCGAGUAGGUUUUAUUGUUGAAUUAGCAGUAUAAAUGGACAAAAACACAAAUUAAAAGAAGCAAGUUUGUUCGUUCGUGCGACCAUAAACAAUAAACAAACAGAUUGUUAUAGUAGGACGCUCUCCGUUGCUGACUCUUCAAUAUUUCCCUUUUUUCGCAAGAACCAGAAGGAGUUCUCUAAUGUGUCUUGGAAGUGAGAACAUUAUACUGAGGAUGCUUCAUCAUUGCAGCAACAUUAAGUGAAGAAGGCACGUCACCUCGAUGGAAGUUUGCCAGUGCUAGUGUCGUCUAAAUUCUCAAUGCCUUUUCUGCCACCACUGUUACUCCCAGAAUACAGACAAUAUGGUCUGGUGUAGACCAUUAUUAUUAUGGUCUUGUGCCACUGGGUUUAAGGUUAUGAGAAGCUACUGGUGACUCCAGAGCUUCUGGGUUUUCAUAGUUUAAUUCUUGUUUGAGCCACAUUAGUUGUGCUCUGUUAAAAAUUUCUUUGAGAAAUAAGUGGCAGUUACCACAUUUUUUUGUAAUAAUUUCUAGAAACACAAACUAAAAUGCCUACAGAGAGCCUUGGAUUAGAUUCUAGAAUGGCAGCGAUGGACAUGGACCCUAAAGGCUUUAGUCCCAUGUCAGGACCUGAUGAUAAUAUGAGCUCACCUCCAAGCGUAUUAACAACAGCUUCUGCAGGAUCAACACCAUCUUCCAUCCCAUCUGCUGGGUCCACACCGUCAUCCAUUCCUUCGGCGGGAUCAACUCCAUACCAGUAUAAUACUCAAGAAGAUGUUGGGAUGAAACCCAUUACCCCAUCAUCUGACCACCAGCCAGUCACUCCAAUGACACCGGACCAGCCCAUAACUCCUGAUCAACCAAUUACUCCUGAUCAAUCCGUUCCAUCAGAUCAACCAAUCUCUCCAGAUCAGCAGCCACCACGUAGUCCAGCAGUAUAUGUGGAUGGCAUAAAAGAUGAAAUGUAUGUUGAGAAAAUGGACAUCACUGUCAAUGCAGGCAACAGACACACUCAUCUAAGUGGCACCAGAGAAAGUGAACGUCGUGAUGAUUGUUCCUGUAUUCUUUGUGAGGACCACAGAAGACAUGCUAAUGAUCCACAACCAAGAAAUGAAAAUGAUUUGAUGGUUGAUGGAAGUGUGAAAAAUAGAUACAGUGGUGCAACAAAAGUGAAAGCAAAAAGAAACAAGGACCCAAAUGUGCAGCGUAAACCUCGUAAACGUAAACAGUCUGGGAAGAUGCAUUACCAGAGUGAAAUAUCUCAAGACUCGGAAGUGAGUGGCAUAAUAAUGAAAAUUAAAAUGACUCAUCCUGUAAAUAAAGACAACAACUCACGUACUGUUGCAGAUGUACCCACAGCAAAUCGAACUUCAAGUGUUAAUUCUAGUCCAAGUAAAAAGGGACCUGGAAAAAGAAAAAGUUCCCAGGGCAGUGACAGUGAUAAUUUCAUAUCUUCAGGGGAGGGAAGAAAACGGAAAAAAGUAACAGAAUUUGUUGAGUGGGGUCCAGUAUUAAGUGAAGUGAAUGGUGAACCACAGUCACCGUGGGCAUGGAAACUGCCGAAUACUAUUUUAUUUAGAAUCCUGGACAUGGCCACUCAUAGUGUGGGAACAAUUCCAUUGCUUCUGAGAACAUCUAGAGUAUGCAGAUUAUGGAGAAACGUUUCUACAGAUAAGCGGCUCUGGCACAUUGCUGAGUUAACUACUGGACGUAUAAAACCUCGAUACCGCAAUGAAAAGAAGCUCCUUUGGCUCUUAGAGAACCGCCUUACUGAAGUAUCUGAUCUUAACCUAUCUGGGUGGAGUGAGGCUGUGACACCGCAUAUCUUGCAAAGACUAGUGCAGUUGUGUCCACAUCUUGUUGGCCUUAACCUUUCUUACUGCCAUAAAAUCCAUUCAGAGAACCUACACACUCACCUUUCCACCUGCCACAAACUACAGCGGCUCGACCUUACCAAUAUUAUGCCGGUUAUUUCACCAAUGCAGGAGAAUUGCCCCAAUCUCCAAACAUUGGAUUUGUCAAAUGUGAUGACAGUGGGGCGUGAUUGUGUGUUAAUCAACAUCGAAAGGUUACAAAAAGGGUGCACGAAGAUGAAGAAUUUGAGACUUACCAACUCUCUUGUUAGACUUAGUGCGACAUCCUUACAAGAACAGGCAUCAGCACCAGGGUUCCCAGAGUUAGAAGAGCUCAGUUUGGCUGUGGAUGGUAAUCUAAGUGUUGGAAUGAAUGAUGGUGAAUUAGAACGAGUUCUCAAGAACUCUCAUAAACUUCGUCUCCUUGAUGUCAGAGGGUGCAUGAACAUCACAGAUUCAUCCUUGGUUCGCAUUCCACCAUGGGAGUUGGAGCAUCUGUUUUUGGCAGGUUCUACUUCCCCCAAGAGUUACUCAGAUCGACUUGAGUUAGUGGUGCGCAAAUGGCAACACUCUCUAGUAGAACUGGAUCUGUCCUGGACUGCCAAUGCUGAUAGUAUUGAUGCUGCUCUUAUGGCUAUAUCAGAAGAAUCUGAUAAUAAACUCAGGUACCUGAACAUGUGUGGGUCCUCAGUGACAUUCAAACCUAUUCGACAAGUAUUAGAAAGGUGUAGUCACCUAGAAAACCUCAACCUUACUUCCUGCCGGGCUUUACCAAGAGGAGUAAAACGAUUUCAUGAGGCACCUCAACUGGUCACCCUUCGAGCAGACAUUGCAAAGGGCAAAUUUGAUGAGGCUCCUGAUGUCGAUGAUGAUGAUUAGGCUGAUGUAAAGCCUGCUGUGAGAGGUUUGUUCUGCUUUGGCCAUUUUAACUGAUUUCAUCACUUAACAUUUCUCACUUUUCUGCUCUUUUCCAUCAUUCCUUUACAGAAAUAUGCAGUCUUUGAGACAGGACAUUUUUAAGUGUUCUCAGCUGGAAGAACUAAAUGGGAAAUGCAAGCAGUGAGUGAAGUGGUAUUGUGAACUCUUGGUAUUCUUGGAGCUUAGUUAUUCGUAUCAUUUAUUUAAACAGGAAAAUAAUGAAAAACAUCCCUCAGUUGGGCAACAGAGCCAGUAUGGGACAUAAGUGGUUCCCCGUAAGUUGUUCCAAAUUCAGUACAGGAUACAUAUCAAAAGCAUCUUAGUUCAAAAAGUAUAAAAAAAAAUGGAAAAAAGUUCUGCAGUAAAAAUGCCCUAGAAAGGGCUGAAUAUUCAUACUUUAAAAGGAUUUGAAAAUCCCUCCAUGAUUUCUAUCAUGGAGCACAAUAGGGUUAAGGCUGAAUUAUAAAUGUUAUUUUUUGCAGUUAGUUUUUUACAAAUGCAUUCAUAUUUUGUGUAUGUUCAUUUUAUGCAUGUAUAUAGAGUUCAACAGAUGUUUUGCUCCUCAAUUUUAAUCUAAAUAGGUUAAUCUAAAUAGGUCAGGCCAUUUCAGAAGUUCUGAAAUGGCCUGACAACAAGAUAUAUGGCAACAAAGUGCAGUAAACCCUUCACAGUCUUGUGAUUAUAGCUUGCAUUUUCAAUAUUCUGUGAUUUAGAUUUACUUUAUCAUUUCCAUUGAUAGUGUGCCAUUACCAUUAACCCCUAA
Molecule: messenger RNA, 3748 nt
Organism: Cherax quadricarinatus
Lineage: Eukaryota; Metazoa; Arthropoda; Malacostraca; Decapoda; Parastacidae
Product: F-box and leucine-rich repeat protein 6
Molecular function (GO): protein binding
Source: RefSeq, a predicted model, not a curated record